This is a messenger RNA of Dermacentor silvarum, 1409 nucleotides long. Its product is annotated as short stature homeobox protein 2. Lineage: Eukaryota; Metazoa; Arthropoda; Arachnida; Ixodida; Ixodidae. Gene Ontology annotation, cellular component: nucleus. Gene Ontology annotation, molecular function: DNA-binding transcription factor activity, RNA polymerase II-specific; sequence-specific double-stranded DNA binding. Bases 1 to 1227 code for a protein of 408 amino acids. The transcript is spliced from 7 exons. The record is from RefSeq and is a predicted model, not a curated record. Gene Ontology annotation, biological process: regulation of transcription by RNA polymerase II.
AUGGAACAGCUGACGGAGUUUGUGUCCAAGUCGUUCACACUCGACCGAGCCGUCGCCUUGCCGCCGCCUCCGCUGCCCUUGGCCGCGGUGACUACGGUGAAAGCAGCCGUCGGCGGCGGGCCUCACGGCUGCGGACGAAGCGUCCAGUCGGUCCGCAGCCUUAACUUCACGGCCCAGAACCUGGCCACGUCUUCGCUUCGCGACAAGACCCCGCCGCCACCUCUGCCGCCGGCGCUCGUGGCGCCUGCCUCGUCUUCGUCUCCGCCGGCGAGCGGCGCGGAGGGGUCGUCCUCCCGCCGCAGGUCGUCGAGCGACGCCGAGCUCGACAAGGAGGACGACGACGACUCGAGAGGCAGCCCCGAUUGCUGCUCUCCGGAACCCGAUGGUCUGAGCAAGCUGGCAGCAUUGCCUGGGGGUCAGCCGCCGGUACCAGCAUCAUCGUCGCCUCCUCGCCGGCCGGAGCUGCCAUCGUCAGAAAGGAAGUCGGACGUGCACCACCCUCCUCCUCUUUCAAUCGGUUCCGGGCCGCCGAGACUCAAGGAGGAGUCGGCCUGCACCGCCGGCAGCAACGGAGGCAACGUGAGCAACGGGAGCAGCAGCGGCGGUGGAAGCGGCUGCGGGGGCAGCAGCAGCAGCAGCAGUAAGGUCAAGCAGCGUCGAUCGCGCACAAACUUCACGCUGGAGCAGUUGAACGAGCUGGAGAGACUGUUCGACGAGACGCACUAUCCGGACGCAUUCAUGCGUGAAGAGCUGUCCCAGAGGCUAGGACUGUCCGAGGCCAGGGUUCAGGUGUGGUUUCAAAAUCGCAGAGCGAAGUGCAGGAAACACGAGAGCCAGAUGCAAAAGAGCCUCAUGAUGGCGACAAGCACACCAAUCGAGUCGUCACGCAUCGCACCCUACAUCAGCGUCAGCGCGACGUCCCCACCACCGCCACCGCCCCAGGCGCCCAGGCUUUCAUCGGAGCGGCUGUUCCUGCCCGCGGCCACGUUUCUUCCGUAUGCCGCCGACCCUACGGGACUUCUGGCCGCCGCGCAUCACUACUCGGCGGUGGCCGCUGCGGCGGCCGCUGCCGUCGCGUCCGGUCACGCGCCGCCGCCCGUGCCGCAGCCUCCUCACCCCGGGCUGACCACGGCGCUGAUGGCUGCCGAGAGGCUAACCACCAAGAACUCGAGCAUCGCCGACCUGCGGCUGAAGGCUCAGAAACACGCGGCCGCUCUGGGCCUGUGACGCCGGCUGGCAUCGCCACCGCUGCAGCCGUUGGAUCCGCUCCGCUGCCGCCAUCGGAGGCGCAAACUGUGAAGGACGGUUACGUAACCCAGCCCUGCUGGAGCCGUUGUCGAUCGCGGCGACUUUGAGACGAAGACGCCCGGAACGUUACGAGCAGGACUCACCCAUGGCCUUGAGGACAG